CCUCAUGGGGUUUUGAUCACUGGGAAGUCCUCCUUCUUUCCACUAACAUUGACCUUGUUUUACUUGAAAUCUGCAACUAAACAAAAAUGGAGAGGUGGAUUGAGCACUACAACAGCUCUCAAGAGAUACUGCUUGUUGGGGAAGGUAACUUCUCGUUUUCUGCUUGCUUGGCCCGAGCUUUUGGGUCUGCUACUAACAUGGUGGCCACUUCUCUUGAAUCCCAAGGUUCUUUGUUGGCAAAACACUGGAGCAGUUGGUCACAUUUAGAAGAGUUGAGGAGGAUGGGGUGCUUGGUGCUGCAUGGAGUUGAUGUGCAUAAGAUGGACCUCCAUCCUGUCCUCAAAUGGAGGGAAUUUGAUGUCAUCAUCUUCAACUUUCCUCAUGCAGGUCAUUACUCUUGGUUACGUGAAAAGGACUAUGAGCUUAUUCAAAUGCACAGGGAGUUGCUGAAAGGAUUUUUCGAAAGUGCCCGUUGCAUGCUUAGCUAUGGUGGGGAAAUUCAUGUUACAACCCGGGAUGACUACCCCUAUCACAGAUGGAAUGUGGAAGGACUUGCAGAGGAAGCUGGCCUGAUCUUGAGUGAUAAAGUGAUCUUCAAUAAAUCGGACUACCCUGGCUACCAGAAUAAGAGAGGCGGCGACAUCAAGGGCAACAAAACAUUUCGUCUCCGAAAUUGUUACACCUUCAUAUUUUCUGUGCCAGAUGGGAGCACUUCUGAUCAAAUGUCUCUUUGCAGUGAAAUAACCAGCAGUGGCAGUUAUUAUAUGAACAUGUGAAGUGUUGGUAAGCAGAAUGUGGUGCCAUUAGGCCUAUGGAGAGGAUCAUCUUAUAUCUUUUUGGGAACUGUACUUUUGGAAUUCUGAAUAGUUUCAGCUGUGUGCAUAUGGCUUUGUAAAAGAUUUGAUCCCUAACCUUUAGAAGUAUGCAAGCUCUGUGCCUGUAAAAAAAAACCUUUUUUUGAUCAUUAGUGUGCCUUGCCAACAA
This is a messenger RNA of Pyrus x bretschneideri (Chinese white pear), 984 nucleotides long. RefSeq lists its product as uncharacterized. Gene Ontology annotation, molecular function: rRNA (uridine-N3-)-methyltransferase activity. Bases 87 to 776 code for a protein of 229 amino acids. Gene Ontology annotation, biological process: rRNA base methylation. NCBI's taxonomy places the organism in Eukaryota, Viridiplantae, Streptophyta, Magnoliopsida, Rosales, Rosaceae. The record is from RefSeq and is a predicted model, not a curated record. The transcript has 3 exons. Gene Ontology annotation, cellular component: cytoplasm.